Capronia epimyces CBS 606.96 is the source of this 1623-nucleotide messenger RNA. RefSeq lists its product as uncharacterized. Lineage: Eukaryota; Fungi; Ascomycota; Eurotiomycetes; Chaetothyriales; Herpotrichiellaceae. The transcript has 6 exons. Bases 1 to 1623 code for a protein of 540 amino acids. The record is from RefSeq and is a predicted model, not a curated record.
AUGAUUGAAAGAAAUCCAAUUUCCAAGGCAAUUGCCAUUCGAGACAAAUCUCUCGCGGUGAUAGAGCCGCCUCUGGACCUCGAUCGACUGCCAGAUCCACUGCCCCCGAACGUCACGCAGCUGCCCUACGACUUUCUCACUGAUGAAGAGAUCACGAUUACAUCUUUGGAUGUGGAUGAAUUAUUGGCAAGACUCCGAAAUAAGCAGCUCUCUUGCGUCCAAGUUACCAAAGCAUUUCUACGAAGGGCAGCACUAGCGCAGCAGCUGGUCAACUGUGUCACAGAGCUUCUUCCUGAAACUGCUCUGGAGCGAGCAAGAUACCUUGACUCUCUCGACCAACCAAUUGGCCCAUUGCAUGGGCUUCCGAUUUCCCUCAAAGAGCAUCAUGGAAUGCGCGGACGUUUGACAAACUGUGCCCUUGUUGCGUGUAUUGACAACCAACCGCCGAUCAAGGACGAAGUAAGCGGGGUGAACGAUGUUCUUUGGGAAGCAGGCGCGGUAUUUCAUGCGCGGACGACGCAACCUCAGUCUCUCAUGCAUCUUGAGACCUCCUCAAAUAUCUACGGCGUGACUCUUAACCCAAACAAUCUGAAGCUCUCUCCGGGCGGUAGUUCUGGCGGGGAAUCAGCGCUCAUCAGGAUGAGGGGCAGCAUAUUGGGUAUCGGCGGAGACAGUGGGGGCUCGAUCAGGGUACCAGCGGCAAACACGGGUAUAUAUGGAUUCAAACCAACCUCCGGACGCGUCACUCGACGAGGAACAGCAAGUGGCGUUCCUAGAUCAAGCAGUAUAAAUGGUUCACAUGGACCUCUGUCUACCUCUCGAUACGGAUUAGAGCUGUUCAUGUCGACUUACCUGAACUCACAACCUUGGUAUAAAGAUGUCACUUUGGUGCCACUGCCUUGGAGGGAAAUAACGCUUCAAAAACACCUGAAAAUUGCGAUCAUGUGGUCCGAUGGAGUCGUGAACCCUCACCCACCCGUCCAACGGGCUUUACGCCAGGUUGCGACGAUGCUCCAGAAGAACAAAGCUCAAUUCACGGUGGUGGACUGGGAACCUCUGGAGCAUGACCGGGGUUGGGAACUGACACAGUCCCUCUACUAUGGCGACGGCGGUGCAGGAUUGAAAAAGAUACUGGCGGAUGGAAAUGAGGAGGCCCUUCCUCUGUCCAAGUGGAUGCUGGAAAGCAAGAAUGUACGAGCUCGCUCUCGUGAAGAGCUGAACCAGCUUACGGCCGAAAGAGACAAGUACUGGCAUACCUAUAAUGACCACUGGCAAGCCACCGGGGAGAAAGAUGGGCAUAUUGUUGAUGCUAUCCUCUGCCCAGCAGGGCCUGGUGCUGCCCCGGCACAUGGACAUUCAAAGUAUUGGAGCUACACGAGCCAGUGGAACCUACUUGACUACCCAGCUGCCGUUUUCCCGGUCACUGUGGUUGAUCAGGCACUGGACCAGCCGGAGACGGACUACCAACCCAUGAACUCAGAAGACAAGCGAAACCAUGAGCUCUAUGAUCCGGGGACAUACCGGGAUGCUCCGGUAGGGCUUCAAUUAGUCACUCGCCGAUAUGAGGAUGAAAAAUGUCUUGCAAUUCUGGCAGCUAUUGAACGAGUGAUGGGACGCAAGUAA